Pomacea canaliculata is the source of this 3585-nucleotide messenger RNA. Its product is annotated as beta-1,4-galactosyltransferase galt-1-like. The transcript has 4 exons. NCBI's taxonomy places the organism in Eukaryota, Metazoa, Mollusca, Gastropoda, Architaenioglossa, Ampullariidae. The record is from RefSeq and is a predicted model, not a curated record. Bases 552 to 1106 code for a protein of 184 amino acids.
GCUAUGUCUCUCACUUUGGGUUUGCUUAGAACCACUGAUAGCACUUAAACCUUUUAUAAACGUUUACAAAGUGUUUUCUGGGAUUUACACCUUGUUCUGCGAGUGUGUGUGUGUGGAGGAGACAUGAAUAAACAGAAAAACAAACAUUCAAGUGUCCUGUGAAGAAGAAGAGCUUUCUCUUAUCAUCUUGAAACGAUUGAUUCUUUUAUUUAGCGAUCCAAUCUAAUGCGUUUUUCUGCGGCAGUAAAAAGGGGGGGGGGCGUAGUCGAUAACCUCUCCGUCAAAAGGUUACUCAUCAUGGCUUGUACCCGUUGGUGUCCGACCAGGUCAGCACAGACAAGUUCGCCUACAACUUUAGCAUCUGUGUCUCCCCACUCUUUGGCUCCGUGAGCCCCAAGCGACUUGUGGAGUUUCUGGAACUCACACGGCUACUGGGUGUUCAGCAGAUCUUCUUCUACGACUUCUCUACCUCAGAGAUAGUGCAACGGGUGCUCAGGCAUUACGAGGGCAAACGCUGGGUUACGGUUAUUCCUUGGCGACUGCCGGAGGAGAUGUCCAGCAACAUCUGGUACCAUGGUCAACUGGUGGUCAACAACGACUGUCUGUACCGCACCAUGGCGCAGUCCGUCUACACUGCUUUCCACGACAUCGAUGAGUUCAUCGUGCCUCACUCCAAGGAUGCAAGAACUUACUCCGACAUCAUUCCGCCAGAACUGCCAAACGACACGUGUGGCUACAGAUUUGCGUCGGCAUUUUUCGACCCUGUGGUGGCCACCCAGCUCCCCGACAACGUCAUGACCGUUUUCUCGACAGCAAGGACAGAGGUUAUUAGCAAAGUUAGGACUAAGGUCAUGGUGAUGCCUCGCCGUGUGUUCGAAGUGGGAAUACACCACGUCAGCAAGCAGCUGCUGGAGCCCUGGGAGUCCCGCACCUUUAGCCCCGAGAGGGCGCUCCUGCACCACUACCGGGAGUGCCUCUACGACUAUGGCAUGCGCUGUGACUCCUGGGUGAAUGACACAACCAUUCGGGAUCAUUACAUGCCUGAACUUAACAUUCGCAUUGCAACUGCUGAGGAAGCCCUUGAAAAAGCUGAGAUUCAGUAUUAGCAGCGUAAGACCAGCGAUUUGACUCAAUAGGUAUCUGUAUUAGUAUUGAGGAGAAUGAUUAGUAUUAAUGGGAGACCCUAGAUAACUAGCCAAGAUUGGGAAUUACUUCAUUUGCAUUUCCUUUUUAUUCCUUCAUUGUUUUUGUAAGCUCUCGGCAUUUUGUUCUUGUGAUGCGUUGUGUUGUUAGUUGAGUUGUGCUCUGAGGGCUCGAGUCAGUAAUUAGCGUUAGACCUUACUACGAGGCUCUGCCCAUCACAAGUGCCCAGACCCCAUAGGGUUACGACAAACAUGUUCACAGUGGCGCUAUUCCUGACUUGACUUCCUGUCAAUGGUAUGACAGCUUCCUUGGCUUGAACGCCCCAAAAUAAAGGAAAUAAUCUUUGACUUUAGGAUGAACAAGCCUGAUGUAGUCAUCAGUACUCUCCAUGGUGAUUCCAUCGAGAUAGUCUACUCUAAUAAAUAUUUAGAUACUAUCUAUGAUAAUGGGACGUCAAUACCGACAUGAUUCUCAGUAAUAGACGGAACCUUCUGUACCUCCUACAGACAAUAAAGCCUUUCUCUGUCAGUUCUCUCAUUAUUAUUUAGAUUUAUCAGUCCUUCGUAGAGAGUCGCAUCACUUUUUCUUUCAUGUCUUGGUUCUGCCUAUCGCCUUGUUAAUAUUUGUUCCAAGCAACCAGUGGGAACAGCGGGUUAAAAGGGGGAACAUACAUUACUCCUAUAGUUAUUUUGUGCCUUGUGAGAAGAAUUUAGUCAGUCAAAAGUAGCUUGAAAGCAGACAUAUAACUAGGUUGGAUUGUUAGUUGGCUCGAUUGGCAGAUUUUUCUCUUGGUAACUUUCAACUUCGAAUUGGAAUCAGAUGAGUCAUAAUACAUCUCAUACGUGCGUGCGCGCACACAAACACACACGUGUAAUAUACACAUAUACAUGCAUGCUCAGAGACAAUGGCGUUAUAAACUUUAUUUUUAUUAAUUAAUCAGUUUUUAAUUCAAACUUUACAAACGACAUUUUCCUACGCUAAGCCAGUCAAGCCUAAGAAUUUUACACUAUCAAAAUGCAAUUCCAGCAGCACUGGUCUUCCUCGACCUUCCUAACAAGACCUCGGUAGUUUCUUCCCCCUUCUGUACCCCCACCCCUUCAUACAGUUAGCAGCCGCUAAAAUUCAUUUAAGCAGGGGAGUGGGUGGUUAUUAAGAAGCUGACCCUGUGGGAACGUGCUGGCAAUUAUGGUUGUUUCGCACUUAAGGCUGAUUAGAAACAAGACAAAUACGGAUGAAUACUUGUCCAACUUUUUAUAAAACCGUCAUGGAACUACUUUGCCAAACUUGACCAAACGUUCGUUCAUAUUUGUUUGGUCUCGCACGGCUAAGGAUAGAAGGCAUGGAGAGAGGGGAAAAGGUCACUUCACCCUCGGCGACAUGCGCAAGUUAAAUUUCUCCCUCUUCUAAUGAUGAUGUUUGUAGUUACAAGACUACAUCAUUAUUAUCAUCAUCACUGUCGUUGCCAUGAUCUGCUCUUCAAAUUAAAAACUAAACAACUUGCAUAGUUUUGAUUCAAGUAAAUUAAUGCACACCUGAUAUUAAAUGCAAAAAUAGUAAUGUUUCAAGAAGUCAGAUGUCGAAACACUAGAAAAAUGCAGUAGCUCAAAUUUCAUACUGUAUCUAAUCAAGCGAGCAUAAUUUUAAAAUUCGAACAGCCUAAUUUAUUCUAUAAAAAUACACCGAUGGUUGAAAUAAAUUCAAAAUAAUAAUCAUCACAUUUACAUAGCGAUUUUCUCCAGAAUCAGCAGGAAUCAGAGCGCUGUACAUACAGACAGGCGGGCGAGUACACCUUUUUAGGGCAGGCACCAAGUGCACCUUCAUAUACAAUGCACGGCAAAAUAUAAAGUUGAUCAACAUUGCUCUUUCCCUACCAUCAAAGGAAGGUUCAAAAUGCCACACAAAAAAUAUAACAAUCAUCAAGGACGUUGGUCUCAAAGAAAAAAAAAUAAAUAAAAAUUACUGCGAGCCCCUGUAGUGUAACCACUUGUUCCAAGAAGGUGAAAGUCGUCAGCACAGAUACGGUAGGCAUGGAUUCCACUGGAUGGAUCCUUCGAUGAAAAGCUGUGCUUCAAAGAGCAGUCGACAGUUAUAUGACCCUUGUAUGGGAGCUCAAAUCAUUAUUUCCUGUGAUGCGGCUCAACUUUCAAUGACAGAAACAUCGUUCCAUCCAUCAACUCUUGUGAAAACAAACGGUCAUUGCAGGAUCAGCCUCCCGAAAAGUACAAUGUUUGCCGCAUUUGUGCACUGUACACGAAGCUUGCUGAAACAGCAUCAAAACUCUCCGAAGUGAUCGCAGAAAAAAGAAUCGGGAACAAAGGAAAAGAUGUAAGAGAUAACAAAAAUGUAUGGCACAGUAGUUUCGUGGGCUGUAGAAAAAAAGCGUUACAUUUAGUGAAUAUGUCUGGAAAAAAAUUCUCGACUAUUAAAAUAUCUUGAAAUGAA